UACUACAAGGCGACUGAGGCAUUGGUGCUGCGGUUGUCUGCCAUGUUUCACGUGAGCUUUCCGGAAUUUUAUAAGAAAUACCAGAAGGCUUUUGAGGCAGGCAAAUGGACGGUAGUCGACCCCGGCCCCUUCCUAGGUAGGGUAAUAGUAUGGAAGCUAGCAGUACUUCCGCAUCAGGAUGGAUUGGAUGCAGGCCCUGCUGUGAUAUUCCCAAUGGGCCGCUUCGAGGGUGGAGAGUGUUACAUUCCAGAUCUCAAACUCAAACUUUCGUACCGGCCUGGCGAGGUUAUCAUUCUAAUGGCCGGCGCGCUGUAUCACAGCAUAGGAGAUUGGACUCCUCAGCCUGGGGUGUCAGGAGAUGGCAUUACGCCAGGGCGGAUAGGUAAUGUUUGGUUUUUUCCCCGCUCUUCAUUUGAGCUGUUGAAAGAUAAACCUGCCGGCUGGUCUCUUAAGGGGGCGGGGGGG
Messenger RNA from Suillus plorans, 465 nucleotides. RefSeq lists its product as uncharacterized. NCBI's taxonomy places the organism in Eukaryota, Fungi, Basidiomycota, Agaricomycetes, Boletales, Suillaceae. The annotation marks the transcript as partial. The record is from RefSeq and is a predicted model, not a curated record. The transcript is spliced from 2 exons.